Messenger RNA from Enterobius vermicularis (human pinworm), 2043 nucleotides. Lineage: Eukaryota; Metazoa; Nematoda; Chromadorea; Rhabditida; Oxyuridae. The record is from the annotation of a GenBank genome assembly.
AUGAAGUCUGAGGAGCGUUCGGUGACGUUACGAAACGAGGGAAAUGCCCUGUAUAAAAAAGGCCUAAACAAGCAGGCCAUACAAAAGUACUUCUCAGCAUUGGAUAUCGCUCCGCAGGAUAGCGCUGCGUACUUUCAGGCGAUGUCUAACAUCGCAGUUGCUCUCAUAAAUCUUGGAUUUCCUCAGUACGCGAAACAACAUCUGAAUCGUAUUUCGGAGAAGAGUACCCAUACCGGAAAACUCAAACAAAUUGAGAUACUUUCGUACGCAAACUCCGAGCUAUUUGUUCCACCAAGACAACAUCUCUAUAAAGGUCACAACAAAUUUUAUGCGGAACUGUCGUCAGCAGUUAAGGUUGGUUAUAGCAGAGAACGUGGUCGCCACCUCAUUGCUGCUGAGGAUAUUCCGGCAGGUUCAGUAAUCGGUUUGGAGGAACCUACUUUUUUGGUGGCAACAAGGCGUCUGACAAAUUGUUCGCAUUGUGCUCGUAUUCUUCCACUGUCUUAUAUACCGUGCGAAGAAUGUGAUGCUCGUUUUUGCAACGAAGAAUGUCGGGGAGCGAGCGAGUAUUUUCACUGGUUGAUGAGACACACAACUUAUGUUCCAGAUCAUUCUGCAUUGGAUCUUGCUGCUCGUGUAACUAUGCAUUUUACCAGGGAGGAACUGGAGAGUGCAUUUGCAUCGCAGGUUGACAGGGCAGAUGUGGCGAUACCCUUUGAUAGUAAAUCGUUUACAUCUAUACUGCGUUUACAAGAACAAAAUUUCGACGACCACAACGCAAGCGUUUCCUCCGCUGCUGAUAGCAUCUUAAAAUGCACCAAAUUCCUGGAGAAUAUGGGAUAUAAGGAGUGCGCCGUGGAGAACACAAAGCAGUUUUUGGUCAGCACUUUAAAGUCUAUAAUUGGCCGCAUUGAAUUGAAUGCACAUUUAAUAUACCAUGAUCCUUGUGAAUGGAUACUUGGCAAACACUUAGCUUCACGCUUGCUUAUUGAUGCUGGAAUAACUUUAAAGCAUUCGUUUAAUACGAAAAGACUUGAGAUUUUGGAUAGCUCGAAUGAUAUCGGUGAUAUAGUAGCUGUCUGUUUAUUACCAGUUGCUUCAAUUGCAAAUCAUAGCUGUGUGCCAAAUUUGAUAACCAGUUUCUCAGACAAGGACGAACGUUGUUUAGUCAUUCGAACGUCGAGGGACGUCUUCUCUGGGGAGGAGUUGCUCCACAAUUACGGGCCAAUGCUUGGUAUACAUAGUUACGAAAAGCGUCAGGUUCGUCUCCAGAACGACUUCCGGUUUACCUGUCGGUGCGAAGCCUGCGUUAUGCGUGGUUUGCAUCCAGUAGAUAGAAGGUUGGAAUGCAGAAUUUGCUGUUUCUGUCAAGCUGACUUUGUUCCCAAUAAUCCAGUGGAAUUCCGCUGUCCAAGUUGUGCUCUGGACAAAAAUGUAAAGCAUGCAUAUAGAACGAUACAAGAAGAGCUAUCCAAAAUGGAUGCUGCUUUGGAAGUUGAAAAGUGGGAUUGGAAUAAUGAUGGCAUUCAUGACGAAGUCUUUAAAGUUUUUGAGAAGUCCUUAAAAGUGUACUACAUGGGUCACCGACGACUAGAAGACUUCGUAGAACGAGCCUGUUUGGCUGCCGUAAAGACAGGUUAUUUUGAAUAUGCUGAAAAAUACAUUACCUUCUUGAGUGGACUUCGAAAGCUUAUUUUUGGCGGCAGCUAUUGUUCCUUUUUAGCCAACGCUUCGCUGCUAACAGUUGUUUUUGAAAUAAUACGUAUGAAAAAUGUCCCGAGAAUGAGGAGUAAAAUCCGCCUACGCGACUUGAAAAGGAUGGUUAGUGUUGUUCGGUCCACAUUUAACAAAAUAUAUGGGUUGGGAAGUGUUAGGGACUACGAAUUGAAUUUGCUUCUCGAACAGGCCGUAGGGCCGCAAGCAAUUAGCCUGAUUCUCGUUCCUUCUAGUUGCUACGUGUAUUCAACUUUGUAUUCCGACCAUGGUGGAGCGGGGAAAUGGAUACACUUGGAUUGUCAGCAAGAAGCGGGAGUUGGCGGAUGA